AGUACUGAAAACGAGCCCAUCGCCAGCCCUGGAUCGGUGCGGAACCGGAACCGUGUGAACAGGGAAACAACAUGGCGGACGACGCCACGCGCAGGACCGUGUCAAAUAUUCCUUUACUGAAGACGCACGCGGGGCCACGGGAUCGCGCGCUGUGGCCGCAGCGGCUGAAGGAGGAGUACCAGGCGCUGAUCCGGUUCGUGGAGCAGAACAAGGCUGCCGAUAACGACUGGUUCCGACUAGAGUCCAACGCGGACGGCACGCGCUGGUCCGGGACUUGCUGGUUCGUCCACGAGCUGCUGCGAUACGAGUUCCGGGUGGAGUUCGACAUCCCGGUCACAUAUCCGGACACCGCGCCUGAGGUGGCGGUCCCGGAGCUGGACGGGAAGACCGCCAAGAUGUUCCGCGGAGGGAAAAUCUGCCUCACUGAACAUUUCGCACCGCUGUGGGCGCGCAACGUACCUCGCUUCGGACUCGCGCACCUGAUGGCGCUGGGCCUCGCGCCGUGGCUCGCGGUGGAGAUCCCGGACCUGAUCAGCAAAGGGCUCGUGAUCCAUAAGGAGCGGCCUCGCGGAUCCGUGGAAUGACGUCAGAAGCAGGACUUCAGGCCAGAGAGACCAGAUGUCUCCAGCUUUAGGUUCUCGAUGGACCCGGAUGUUGGAGCUCAUCGUUUUAGUCAUUAGAUUUAAGAACAAAUAAAGUUUGAAGAGAAAAGAACGCCUUGUUUAUGUUGGCAAGCCAUUUGGUUAUUUAACAGCAUGUUAAUAAAUUAUCAUUUGUCUGAUGAAGAUGUUGGAGUUACAGCUGCAGAAGAAGUAGAACGUCUCCCGGUGUUGGAGAACGUUAGGGAUGUGUGAGGAACUCAGGUUAAUGGCUGCCACUUAUUUUUGCAUUAAGAAAAGUCUCCAAACUGCGAAGGUUGGUGUCAGAACUUGAACUGAAAUGGUUCUCCAUGCCUUAAUUACUGUAACACACUCUUCACAUGUUUCAACAAAAGCAGCUGCUUCUGCAGUCCCACAGGCCGACAGGACUCUUUCUGAAGCUCGACAGCAUCAAUAACCAUCACUGUCCACCAACGGGUUUGGGGGUUGCCACCAUGACAGGCACCACCGACAACUCUGCGGCUGCAGCUCCGGUCAGCCGCCUCAAAACUAGAAGCACAGAACACGGCCCACUCAGACUCGAUGUUCCCCGCUUUCCUCGGGGAGGAAAAUCCCUCCCUUCUGACAGGAGACUCCGCCAGACGUUCCCAGCAGACCCUCACAAUACGUUUGGGCCUGCCGGGUCUGACCGGCUUCCUCCCCACCAUUGAAGCCAAUCACCGCCAGGCAGUGGUCAGUUGGCAGCUCCGCCUCUCUCUUCAUGACAUGCAUGUGAUCAAAAACAUUGAAUCUCAACUCUGAGGCUGCUCUGUAAAUCGUUUUCAAAGAAACAAAACAUAAAGCAACUUCUGAUCAAUCCA
Messenger RNA from Nothobranchius furzeri (turquoise killifish), 1459 nucleotides. It is a transcript of the gene ufc1, whose product is annotated as ubiquitin-fold modifier conjugating enzyme 1. Gene Ontology annotation, molecular function: UFM1 conjugating enzyme activity. Gene Ontology annotation, cellular component: cytoplasm. The record is from RefSeq and is a predicted model, not a curated record. Gene Ontology annotation, biological process: protein K69-linked ufmylation. Lineage: Eukaryota; Metazoa; Chordata; Actinopteri; Cyprinodontiformes; Nothobranchiidae.